CUGGAGCCCGUUUUUCUCCCAAAACCCCCGCAGCCCGAGUCCAAAACUAGCUGCUUGACAAGCUCUAAACAUACCUUUUUAUUCAUCUCUCUCUCUCUCUCUCUCUGUGUAUAUCAGUUUACCUAUCUGGGUAAUUUUUUUAAUCUGCAAAAACAACUCUCCAUCUUCUUGUUCUUCUCCUUUAGCAUUUUCCCAUUUCCCCAAAGCAACCAGAGGUUAAACAGAGAGUCUGAAAAAUUAAGAGGUGCUCUGAGUCUGUUGAAAAUUAAAUGCCCAGAAAACAGAGAGAGGUAAAAACCACUACUUUGUAAAAGCUUUCUUCUUCAUCUAGCUUAUUUUUUCUUCUAGGUACUUGUGGAAAAAUGAAAGGAAGAGACAAAGGGUGUGAACAGUUUAGUGAUGCCGCCAAAAAAUUCUCGAAUGGCUGAUGCCUGUAGGGCAAUGAAGCCUUUUGGCAUUUCCGAAGGUCAGACAAAGGCAGCGGUCAAAGAGCCUCUGAAAGUCUAUGCAAACAGCUGGGAGCUUAUUAUUGAUGAAAAUUACAGACUUUUGCUGGACUUUGUUCUGGACCACAAGCCAGAGGAGGAAAAGGUAGUGAGAUCGAAGAAAAAAGAAGCUCCACCUUAUGAUAAAACUGAAGUUGUUGAACUUCCAACCAAGAGAUAUUGCACAAGGCAACAGAAAAAACAGGGAUUGUCUCCUUUGGAACACUCCACAUCUUGCCUUGAAAAGUUUCCAUUAAAAAGGGCACGUCAGAGUAAUGAGGAUAAUCUGUUUUCUGAUUCGGAAGAAUCUGAAGACUCUCAACCACUAGUAAGAAGAAGAUGACGAAGACACCAGGAAAGAGAGGUUUUGGACUCUGGGAAUAACUUCGAUCCUCUGCGUAAUCGCAACACGCAACUGGAAGAAAGUCUCAAUCUUAUAGGUGAAGAUAGUUCUUCAGAUUUUGAUGAAGACGGCUUGAAGUUGUUGGAAGUGGAAUCGUUGAAUACGGACAACAAAGAUAAUGUUUUUGAUUUGCCAGAGUUUGUAGCUGCAUCAUCUACUCCGAAGGGUGACCUGGAAAUGUCUAUGAUUUGCCACUCUUCUCCACAGUCUGAUUUCUGUCCUCCACAUUUUGAUGAAGCUCUAGAAAUGGUGGAAGAGACACACAUAAAAUCAUGUAGGGUUGAAGAAUGGUUUGUGGAAACAGGAACUGAUUCCACCUUUUAUGCUGCACAAGAUGUUCUUGCCAGUAAAUAUGAUCAUCUAAGUUUUCAAAGUGAAUUAAUUUUAUGUAAAAAUCUUAUCAAGGUUAUACCCCAUAUACCCAAACAUAUAGCUUUUGGUUGUGAUGAUGGUCUUCAAUGCUUAAUUGGUUUUGCAAGAACGGAUAUUGAGAACAUCGUUGGUGAAACCGCAAAGAGAUUAAAGGUGAUCUAAGGCUGUAGAUCUUCAAAAUUAUGCAAGGUGGAGGCUGCUCAUAACUACCAUUCUUCACAUGGAGUCAUUAAAUCCUUUGUUUAUAUUGAUGACAUAAGUAGAGGUGAAGAAAGAGUGAAAGUUUCCUUGGAGAAUGGAAGAAAUGCUGGA
Molecule: messenger RNA, 1572 nt
Organism: Prunus avium (sweet cherry)
Lineage: Eukaryota; Viridiplantae; Streptophyta; Magnoliopsida; Rosales; Rosaceae
Source: RefSeq, a predicted model, not a curated record